GUGUAUCCGCCAUUCAUGCGAGGAGUCGAUUUCGUUGUUUCUGUGUGUGCAGGCACGAGCAACGACGGCGACGGCACGAGCCAGGCAGCGAGCCAGCCAGGCGCAGCAGCCAGCGAGCGAGAAGUAACGAGUACGUGGUGCAACGGUGAUAAGUUCGCGCGCGGCCCCACGAAAAUACGAUGCGAGCGCAUUAACUCCGCGAAUACGCUGCGAUAUACCACGCAGUGGCAGCGGCGGCGGCGGCGGCGGCGGGAGCGACGGUGACGACGGCGACGGCGACGGCGGCUAGCAGCAGCGGCGACAGCGACGGCCGACGGCAGUUUGUCGGAGCACGCUUCCCGUUUAGUACCUGAAACGACGAUGAUCCUUGGUCACGGUCCGCCGACGUAAGAGUGAGACAAGUGGCAUUUUGCGGAUCGGUAGGAAUGAUGCUAAUCAAAUAAUAGAGCGAGGAACAAAUUAAUCAGCUGGUACAAUAAAUAUUCGACGAGUAAUAUGGGAGCGUUUUUGGAUACUCCGAAGACAGAGAAGUGCAACGAGCAUGGCACGGGCAACGGUUUGCGGUACGGCGUCGCCAGCAUGCAGGGCUGGCGAAUGGAGAUGGAAGACGCUCACCGAGCCAUUCCCUGCUUGGAGGGUGGCCUCUCGGAUUGGAGCUACUUCGCGGUGUUUGACGGGCAUGCGGGUGCGCUGGUAUCGGCGCACAGUGCGGAACACUUAUUAGAAUGUAUAAUGCAGACGCAGGAGUUUAAGGCCGAGGAUGUUAUCAAAGGGAUCCACUCCGGAUUCCUCAGACUCGACGACGAGAUGAGAGAUUUGCCCGAGAUGAGCGCCGGCACAGACAAGUCCGGCUCCACGGCGGUGUGUGCAUUUAUAUCACCCAAAAAUAUUUAUAUCGCCAACUGCGGCGACUCUCGGGCGGUACUCUGCAGGGCUGGACUUCCAGUCUUCUCGACGCGGGAUCACAAGCCCGUCUUACCCGCCGAGAAGGAGAGAAUUCAGAACGCGGGCGGUAGCGUAAUGAUCCAAAGAGUUAACGGAUCUCUGGCGGUUUCCCGGGCAUUGGGUGAUUACGAGUACAAAAAUCUGAAAGAUCGAGGCCCCUGUGAGCAGUUAGUGUCGCCGGAACCAGAAAUAUUCGUGCUAGACAGGGACGAUGAACACGACGAGUUUCUAGUUUUAGCAUGUGAUGGCAUUUGGGAUGUAAUGAACAACGAAGAUUUAUGUAAUUUUAUACGUUCAAGGCUGCAGCUAACUGAUGAUUUAGAAGCAGUUACCAAUCUGGUUGUAGACACUUGUCUUUAUAAGGGUAGCAGAGAUAAUAUGAGUAUAGUUCUGGUAACGUUUCCGGCUGCACCAAAACCAAAUUCUGAAGCUCAGACGCAGGAGGCUGUGCUGGAAAUGGCAAUUGCAAGGAAAAUUAAAGAAAUAAUCGCCCAAGAGGAGGAUAAGAGUGAAUUUGACUACCUAAAAAUGCUUGAACUUCUUAGAGGAAGCGACCAAGAUUUUCCUUACCUGCCUCCUGGUGGUGGUCUUCACGCAAAGCAACCUUUCAUCGAGAAAAUGUUUCGAGAAAUGUGUCCCAGCAAAGCGCAUUCUAAUUCACAGAGCAGUUAAUGUAUACAAUAUGUAUACGAUUUCAUACAUGCGAAAUUGCAAUAGACUGGCCAAUCCGAAAGUGGUGAAAAUGAGAUAUCUAUCAUCAAGAGUCAUAAUGGAGUACUCUACAUGAGCAGAGACUGUGCAGAGUGGUAAUUGCAUAAUGUCAGUUUUUUUUUUAAGUCGUUACUUACGCGUAGUUAAAGGAACACAUUGUACAAAGCAUUUUCUCUUGUAAGAGUAAAACGGAAAAAGAUUGGGAAAAUUCUCUUUUAAUAUAUAUAUCUCAGACAUACAUUUUUUACUCCUUUUAUACAUCGAAUUAUACACGAAACAUCUUCACGAUAUGUGUUUAGUUGUAAUAAAAUUUUAUCAGCCUCAGCAGAGAUAAUCAUAACUUUGAAGUAAAAUUAUGCUACAUAAGUAACUGAUAACUAUGUAAAAAUGUUAAAUUAUUAUAAGAUUACUCUUGGUUAUUAAAUUAGAAAUCCCAAAUAUAUUGCCCAUAAUGUUAAAAAGGCUAUUCUAGGAUUUUAUAUAUAUAUUUCUUUGGAUUGAUACAUGUAAAAUUACAUUUAGUUUAUUUUAAUGAAAAAAAUGAACAUAGCAUAAUUCACAUGUAAACACAAUGUAUAUUAUGUAACUGUAGAAAAUUGAUGUAUUCUUCACUUGAUAUUGCUGUAUAAUUGUAUGCAUAACAGGCUUCAAGGCGUAGUUAAUUUUUUUAUAUUAUAUUUGGUUGUAUUGCACUUCUUAUGCAAUUAAAGCAAUUUUAUUCGACCCUAAAUAAAAUAAACCUCUUUGCUUUUUAUAUGAAAAUAGAAACCAAUAUUUAUGUAUUUCUUUUUCUAUUAUACAAGACUUAUUUAUCUGGCAUCUCUUAUUCCUUCGAUCUGCCUACUAGCUAAUUUAUUAUACUGGUUCAGUAGCAUA
Molecule: messenger RNA, 2532 nt
Organism: Temnothorax curvispinosus
Lineage: Eukaryota; Metazoa; Arthropoda; Insecta; Hymenoptera; Formicidae
Product: protein phosphatase 1B
Exons: 6
Coding region: 496-1617 (373 amino acids)
Biological process (GO): negative regulation of stress-activated MAPK cascade; protein dephosphorylation
Cellular component (GO): nucleus; cytosol
Molecular function (GO): protein serine/threonine phosphatase activity; magnesium ion binding; manganese ion binding
Source: RefSeq, a predicted model, not a curated record